Molecule: messenger RNA, 945 nt
Organism: Fusarium coffeatum
Lineage: Eukaryota; Fungi; Ascomycota; Sordariomycetes; Hypocreales; Nectriaceae
Exons: 1
Coding region: 1-945 (314 amino acids)
Biological process (GO): carbohydrate metabolic process
Molecular function (GO): hydrolase activity, hydrolyzing O-glycosyl compounds
Source: RefSeq, a predicted model, not a curated record
AUGUCUACCAAGUCCAUCCUCGCCUCCCUUCUCGCCGUCGCUCCUCUGGCUCUCGCCCAGGAUGCAUCAUGCGAUUGUUACAUGACUGAGGGUCAAUACUACAAAGACCACUCCUUCUUCGACUUCCGCUCCCUCUCCCAAUACGCCGGUGUCCCAGCCCUGAUCGACAGCCUCCAAGGCAACGCCGACGCCGGCUUUUCGUCAGACUACUUCAACUGGGAGUCCGAGUUCUCCAAGACAUGGGGCGCCCAGAAGUGGAACAACGGCAACAAGGACUUUCCUAUGCAAAACACCCUCAACAAUUUGUACAUUGAGGAGAAUAAUGAUGCGAGCCCUGGUAGUGAUACUUGGUUGACUAUGCGAACUGCGAGACACAAUGGUUUCCAGACUGCUUCCGAGUUUGAGAGCAUGGUUAAGCAUCAGUUUGUUUCUAUGCGCAUGUACGCUCGUACAAAGGGUUCGCCGGGUGCUUGCACAGCAAUGUUCACCUACCGCGCCGGCGAAGACUUAGCCUCUGUUCAAGAAGCCGACAUCGAAGUCCUAACCAAGGAUCCCGGCAAUGUAAUCCACUACACCAACCAGCCCUCCUACACCGAAGCCGGCGGCGAGGUCGAAGGCGCUCAUCUCGGUGCUGCUCUGCCUGACGGUUUGACCUGGUCUGACUGGGCCAAGCACACACUCGACUGGACACCCGAUGCCACAAUCUGGCGCGUCAACGACAAGGAGCUCUGGCGCAACAGCUUCCAGGUUCCCAAGGACCCUGCGACGUUGACGUUCAAUGCUUGGAGUAAUGGCGAUACUUGGACUGGUACUAUUCCUGAGGGCGGUGUUGCGUACCAGCAGAUUCAGUGGAUUGAGCUUUUGAGUGGACGGGUUGAUGGAGCUACUUGCAACAAGGUCUGCAGUGUCGAUGGUGGUGAGCCUGGUAAGGCUAAGCAGGUUUAG